AUGAUCUCCGGUAACCGCAAUCUCCCAAAAAACAAAUCAAACCGAAUCGUGUCAAUCCUGGGGCUCUUCGAACUAUCCGUGGGGGAUUCACCGAGAGCUGACGGCAUAUCGGAGCUAUCAGCAGCCAGGCUAGCAGUAGACCAUGUCAACAAGAGAGGUCUUCUACCUGGAUAUAAACUACACCUUAUUACCAAUGACACCAAGUGCGAUCCAGGUGUGGGUGUGGACCGUUUCUUCCACGCUCUCUACACAGAGCGAGACUCCAGGAUGGUGAUGCUACUGGGAACAGCAUGCUCGGAGGUCACUGAGAGCAUCGCCAAGAUUGUGCCGUACUGGAACAUAGUGCAGGUUUCCUUCGGCUCCACUUCACCAGCGCUCAGCGAUAGAACGGAGUUCCCGCUGUUCUGCCGCACCGUGGCUCCUGACUCCUCUCACAACCCAGCGCGGAUAGCUUUCAUCAGACAGUUCGGUUGGGACACAGUGACAGCAUUCUCUCAAAACGAGGAGAUAUAUUCCCUGGCUGUCAAUGAGCUGGUGACGCAACUGGAGGCGGCCAAUAUCACCUGCGCGGCCUCCAUCACCUUCGCGGAAACUGACUUCAAGGAACAGCUGCAGCAAUUGAAAGAGCUGGACACCCGCAUCAUCAUUGGCAGUUUCUCCCAAGAGAUGAUCCCGAAGAUAUUUUGUGAGGCGUUUAGAUUAGGGAUGUUCGGGGCUGAGUAUGCGUGGCUGGUCUCCGGUAUGCCUCCGCGGAUCCGUACUGCGGCACCGUGUGCGCGUGCACAGCUGGCUCGUGCUUUAGAAGGACUCGUGACUGUCACUGCGCAUAGAGGGAUUGUUGGCGACACAGAAUCUUAUUCGGGCCUGACGAACGAAAUGUUCCACCGAGAAAUGGAGGCAGCUGGGGUGCCUGUGUCUCCUUAUGCUCCCCAAACUUACGACGCAGUGUGGGCUAUAGCCUUAGCUCUCACCAAAUCGGAACAGUUAUGGAGAACAUUGGGCCCUGGGCAGAAUAAUGGAACAAACAUCACCAGACUUGGACUUAGCCACUUUGAUUAUGACAGACAGGAUAUGGCGAAGGAGUUCUUGGAUCAGAUAGCUAACCUCAGUUUUGUUGGAGUGUCGGGACCAGUAUCGUUUAAUGGAGCUGACAGAAUAGGGACAUCUGCAUUUUAUCAGAUUCAAGGGGGAAGACCAAAAACAGUGGCCCUAUAUACCCAUGGGCGAGAAAUGACCUGUACCGAAUGCACCAAACCUCAAUGGGCUGGAGGCAUACCCGCUGCAAGAAGAUUGCUAGUCCUGAGAGUGGACUCAGUGUGGGCACCUGCUAGAUUAGCGGUAGCGGCGCUGGCAGCUUUAGGAGUGGCCUUGGCUUUGGCAUUCCUAGUUUUUAAUUUACAUUACAGCAAACGACGGUCAAUAAAGCUGUCAUCUCCUCGACUAAAUAACAUGACUCUGAUUGGCUGUGCGUUGGUUUACACUGCAGUGGCACUUCUGGGUGUAGACAACGCGACGUUACCCUCCUAUGUACCGUUUUCAGCCAUGUGUACUAUGUUGAAUACUUACAAAGUCCGUCUUCUGCUAAAUCCAUUUCCACCUUGCAGUAACCGCAGCGGAGUUUGCAAGACCAAACUUCUUCAAGACACACCGCUUAUCUCGCUAGUCUGCGCAUUGCUGGUGAUCGACGGCAUGAUAGUAACUCUUUGGGCUAUGCUCGAUCCAAUGGAAAGACAUCUAAAGAACUUGACCACGGAGAUAAGCGCCACAGAUAGAGGAGUCAUCUAUCAACCUCAGAUAGAAGUGUGCAAAUCACAAAACACGACAGGUUGGCUCUGCGCUCUUUACGCCUACAAGGGCUUACUCCUCAUCGUCGGAGUCUAUAUGGCCUGGGAGACGAGGAACGUCAAGAUAUCGGCUCUAAACGACUCUAAAUAUAUCGGCAUCAGCGUGUACUCCGUGGUCAUCACAAGCGCUAGUGUUGUCGUAAUAGGAACCAUUAUUUCUGAACGGGCAACUUUAGCUUACAUAUCUAUAACUAGUUUGAUAUUGAUUACGACAACGUCUACGCUAUGUCUGUUGUUCUUACCUAAGAUUGUAGCUAUAAGAACAAAAUCUGAAGACGACCCUGUGAUACAGAGCUUAGGAUUGAGAUUAGAAUGUAAGACCAGAAGAUUCGUUACGGAUGAAACGCAAGAACUGCACUUUAGGAUAGAAAUCCAGAACAAAGUGUAUAGAAGAGAGGUGGCAGCACUGGACAAGGAGAUUGGGCGGCUGGAAAAAUUGUUAGCUGAGCCUCUGGAUUCUGGUAGUGGAUCUAGUGCGUCUAUUGUAUUGCAUAGGAGGACUGAACUCAACACCGUAGAUGAAGAAGGAAUAACCCGUGCUAAUGUCGACCGACGCACACCAAGCGUAAGCGGCGGUCUCCCCAUGCUACUUCUGUCAGUUCUUCCUCCAGUCAUUCCUAGAGCAAGUUGGCCAUCCGCUGAAGCCUAUCGAGGGAGAAACUCAGUUAGUUUUAGCUCUCAGCCAAAACUCAACUAUCGGAAAUCCCAACCAGCUAUUGAUUUAUACAAUCUUUGCUUAAACAAAAGAGAAGAACAUACAGGUUUACUUAGCAGACUAAAAAGCUUCUUUGGCAGUAGACCUUCAAGUAGGAAAGCAUCUACAAUGUCUAUAGCAGACCCAAGCGGUCAAAGUAUUGCAUCAGCAUUAAAAAUGCAUGUCGGCAUGAUAGCUGGUCUCGUUCCUGGCAAUAGGAAACACUCUAUGGUCUUAUCGUGCAAUACUCUUCAUGUUCCACACCCAGAGUUGAAGUUAAGAAGAGAAUCUUAUGCGAAAAGUGGGCCAAUAAUUCGAGUGACGGAUGAUGAACCUUCGUGUUCCUAUGACCCACAGCCUUUAGGUCCUCAGAAAUAUAUUGCUGAACCGGAGACAAAGGUCAACUUCGUUUUGCCGACUACUCAUAAAAGCUCAAUGUCUCAUCAAAAUUCCAGCGAAAGGAUUAAAGGUUCUCCGAGAUUUCCUCAUAGAAUAUCUCCAUCUGCUGGCAAUAGUCUCACUACGCUGGAUACGAAGAGGAAAGCCAGCGCUGACUGUGUUUUUAGUAUGACUGCAAGGGUUUUUGAAGAGCAACGAAGGUAUAGCCAUCAAAACGUGAACCAAGAUUGUAGAGGCAAGUCCAUAUUGGAAAGCAGAUGGAAGUCUACUGAGGAUGCGAGACCUGGUCCGUCAACGUCGAGGGAUUAG
This is a messenger RNA of Arctia plantaginis, 3246 nucleotides long. The record is from the annotation of a GenBank genome assembly. Lineage: Eukaryota; Metazoa; Arthropoda; Insecta; Lepidoptera; Erebidae.